CUGUAACGACUACGACAUAUAAACAGACAUCACUGUACGUGUCACCGGUGUUCCUCUGCAACUCCUAAUGGCCACGUAUUUUGUCUUUUGGAUCGACUUUUACUUUUCCAAGUCUCCCCCAUCUCCUUAACUCACUCGGAAACUUGUUAUAAGUUGUGAGCUUCCUUCUCCUGCUUUUCCUCCCAAAACCCCCCAUGGCUGUAGCAAUUUCCUUUGUUUUCCUUCUCCUGUUUCCUCUUCUUGCUCAGUCUCAAGAAUUUGAUUCAUUCUUCUAUAAUGGAUUCAAUGGUAGUGAAGAAACUAUUACCACAGAAGGAGCCUCUUUUUUCAAGCCCAGUGGUGCGCUUAGGCUCACCAAUACAUCACAAAAUGUUGCAGGCCAUGCAUUCUAUAGCAAAGAAAUUCAAAUCAUUGACACUAAAUCUCCUUCAUACCCAAACGUUUCUUCUUUCAGCACAUCGUUUGUUUUUGCUGUAGUCCCCCGAGGCUCCGGCAAAGGAGGCUAUGGCCUCGCUUUCAUCUUGUCUCCCUCCAUGAAAUUCCCUGGAGCUAAGCCCGGGCAUUACCUUGGAAUUUUCAACGAGUCCAACGAUGGAAAUGAUUCAAAUCAUAUAUUUGCGGUUGAAUUUGAUACGGUUCAAGGGCACAAAGAUGUUUCAGAUACAGCAGGAAACCAUGUGGGCGUCAACAUCAAUGGCAUGUCUUCAGUAACAACUAAACCAGCUGGUUAUUCUGUCAAUGGCAGUGAAUUACACGAAGAGGAAAUUGACUUGGAGAGCGGCGAUCCAAUCCAGGCCUGGAUAGAAUAUGAUGGCAUAGAAAAAGUUGUGAAUGUAACAAUAUCUCCUGCAUCGAAAACGAAACCAGCCAUACCCCUCAUUUCCUACCCCAGGGACCUCACCCCAUAUCUUGAGGAGAGCAUGUACGUUGGUUUCUCUGCCGCAACGGGCGAGAAAUCAAGCUCUCAUUACAUUUUAGGAUGGAGCUUUGCAGUGAACGGAGCGGCUCCGCCUCUAAAUAUCUCUCAACUUCCCCUGCCACUUCCAAGGGAGAAAAGUUCAGCCCGUUUCAAACCAUUAGUUACGGCAGUCAUUGCCUCUUUAUCUGCUUUAACCCUCAUUUUGUUGGGAGCUCUGUUCUCUCUUACUCUGUAUAGAAAGUUGAUGCAUCAUGAGAGCCUUGAGGAGUGGGAGUUGGAUUGUCCUCACAGGUUCAGAUACAGGGAUCUUUAUGCAGCUACAAAGGGUUUCAAAGAGAGUGAGGUGAUUGGAGUUGGAGGCUUUGGUGCAGUCUUCAAAGGUAUUCUUCUUGCCACUGGAAGUGAAGUUGCUGUGAAGAAGAUAAUGCGUAGCUCAACACGAGGAACGAGAGAAUUUGCAGCAGAGAUUGAAAGCUUGGGAAGGUUAAGACACAAGAACCUGGUCAAUCUCCAAGGAUGGUGCAAGCACAAAAACGAUCUCCUUAUAGUGUAUGAUUAUGUUCCAAACGGCAGCCUUGAUUCUCUCGUUUUCAAGCCCAAAAACAACCGGGUGUUGCCUUGGGACAAAAGAUUCAACAUCCUUAAAGGUGUUGCUUGGGGAUUACUCUAUCUGCACGAAGAAUGGGAGCAAGUGGUGAUCCACCGAGACGUAAAGGCCAGCAAUGUUUUGAUAGACGCUGAAAUGAAUGCACGGCUAGGCGACUUCGGCCUUGCUAGGCUAUAUGAUCAUGAGAAGGUAUCACACACCACCAAUGUCGUCGGCACAAUUGGGUAUAUUGCGCCGGAAUUGGCUCGCACCGGCAAGGUAUCUACAAGCUCCGACGUGUUUGCAUAUGGGAUGUUGCUCCUUGAAGUGGCUGCUGGGAGAAGACCGAUUGACUCGACCAGUUUCGUUCUGCUCGACUGGGUAAUGGAAUGUCAUCAGAAGGGUCGGAUUGGGGAAGCAGUUGAUCCGAAGUUGAAUUCCAUUUACAUGAUUGAGGAGGCGGAGCUGGUUUUGGAACUGGGUCUUCUCUGUUCUCAUCACAGGCCGGAAGCUAGGCCUAGCAUGAGACAGGUGACACGGUAUCUGAGUCGGGAUGACCCGCUUCCUGCCAUUAAUGAUUGGGGCUCCGUUGAUUCUCAAAGCUUCAGUGAAAUGAACUCGAGAAUGUUGUUAGCAGCGAUUUCUUCUGAUACCAUCACAGGGUCCCAUAUUUCGUCAGCCAGUGGCGGCAUCUCUACCACUUCCAUAGACACUGGCAGAUAGUGUAUAUAUAUAUAUAUAUAUAUAUAUAUAUAUAUAUUGGAGACUCCAACUUUUUUCUUCUUUCCCGGCCUUUUUCAUUUUUUUAGGGAUUUAAUUAAUUCCGCCGGUUUCAAAACAUUACUAGUGAAAGAUAUCAUUCUUUAUUGACAAUUUAUUUUCUAAUGUUUU
This is a messenger RNA of Alnus glutinosa, 2396 nucleotides long. RefSeq names its product lectin-domain containing receptor kinase VI.3-like. Gene Ontology annotation, cellular component: plasma membrane. The coding region runs from base 195 to 2228 and encodes 677 amino acids. NCBI's taxonomy places the organism in Eukaryota, Viridiplantae, Streptophyta, Magnoliopsida, Fagales, Betulaceae. The transcript has a single exon. Gene Ontology annotation, molecular function: protein kinase activity; carbohydrate binding; ATP binding. The record is from RefSeq and is a predicted model, not a curated record. Gene Ontology annotation, biological process: protein phosphorylation.